Messenger RNA from Vidua macroura (Pin-tailed whydah), 3094 nucleotides. It is a transcript of the gene NIPSNAP3A, whose product is annotated as nipsnap homolog 3A. The record is from RefSeq and is a predicted model, not a curated record. Gene Ontology annotation, cellular component: mitochondrion. NCBI's taxonomy places the organism in Eukaryota, Metazoa, Chordata, Aves, Passeriformes, Viduidae.
AACUGCAUUGUUGCGCUUGUUGUUGUUGUUUCAAUUAUUAAUCUCUUCUUAUGUCAAAAUACAAGUUUUAAUUAGAUUCUCCUCUGCAUUCCACCGAUGUGGGAAAGGGAGGGGCGGGGGGAAGUUGAGCGGCGACCUGCUUCAUCUGCAGCUGAGUUUAAAACCGCAACAGUUACGCCUUCCACAUCCUGCUCCGUCCACCCCUAAUCCGUCCACCGGCCGCCCGGUGCGCAGGCGGCGGGGCGGGCUGCAGAGGCGGGCCCAGCGCCUCCACCGCCCCCCGUGCCGCCCCCACGGCAGGCGGUGUCUGUGGCCGUGGCCAGGUCGUGCCCGCCAUGCUGCCGCCGGCGCUGCUCCGCCGGCCGCUCGCCGCCGCCGCCGGCCUGGCCCUGCCGCGCCCUGGCCCGCAGGUACGCCUUGCUACAGGGCCCAGACAAAAUAAUGGCAUUUUCUAUGAAAUUCGCACAUAUGAUAUUAAGCCAGCGAAGAAAGGAUUUUUGAAAAUGGUCAACAAGUACUUUCACUUUCGCACAGCUCACUCGGAGCUGGUGGGAUUCUGGUACUCAGAGCUGGGAGCGAUGAACAAGGUGUUCCACAUUUGGAAGUACGAUAAUUUUGCCCACAGAACAGCAGUCCGGCAUGCACUAGCAAAUGACAAAGACUGGCAGGGAAAAUUCAUCUCUGUGGCUCUCCCCUUGGUAGAGAAGCAGCACAAUGAAGUUGUUUAUCUGGUGCCCUGGUGUCAGCUCGGGAAGCCUUCAAAGAAAGGGGGUGUAUAUGAAUGGGUUACUUUCCAGAUGAAGCCUGGUGGGCCAACAUUGUGGGGUGAAGCAUUUCGAGCUGCAAUCAAUGCUCACAUCAACACAGGAUAUACCAAGCUGAUCGGUGUUUUCCACACAGAAUAUGGAUUAUUUAACACAAUCCAUGUGUUGUGGUGGAAUGAGAGCCCAGAUCACCGGGCAGCAGGAAGACACAGUGCCCAUGAAGAUGCCAGAGUUGUAGCAGCUGUGUGUGACAGUGUCAGAUUCCUGGAGUCCCAGCAAAAUGUGCUUCUGAUUCCUCUGCAAUGCUCACCGCUGAAGUAACCUUCUUCUAAAGGGUGUAACUGAUGGCAGAAGAGACAAGAUGGAAAUGCUGUCAGUCAGUGACAUACCCUUAUGAGAUGAGCUGUUCUUCAGUUGACAAAAAAUGGAUGCAAAAUGCCGAUCCACUAGCAGUAUAAAUCAGCACUCUGAUACCAAUUGUUAAAAAUAAGUUUAUGGUGAUGUUCCUACAUCUCCAGGACAAAGAACUUGAGCCAUAUCAUGACACAAACCAUGCUUCGCCAACCUCCUAUUUUAAUCCUUAAGUUCUUCAUAAUUUUUUGCAUAGCUAGAUCACUUACCGAACUGAGAAAGUUGUGCUCUUGUCCAACAUUCCAGCCAGGGAUGGUAUCAUUUUUAUGACAUACUUUGAUGCCUCUUAUAAUUAUCACAUCUUAGUUAUUCCAUACAGUUUUAAGAAGGAAAGCUCCCACAUAUAUCUUACCCAAUUAUGUUUUAAUCAGUCUUCUCACCAGCAUGCUUUAUAUAAAUUCUGAGCAAUGUACAACAUCAGUGUUGCUGGAAUUGCACUUAAGUGCAACAAUGGGGCUGAUUAGGUAGUGUAUCCUAAUGAGCUCUGCCAUGAGACUUUUUACAUAGUAACUUGUUAUGGCUCAUUUCAGCCUUUUCCUUUUUUGUUCAUUAAACACUGCCUCAAAACUGUGAGUUACCCACACAAGCUUUAGCUUGGGUAUUUUAAUAUUUGUUUCGGGUGCUAAAGGUGAUUAGGCCUCCUUGUUCAAUUGUGUCAUCAGACUCAACUGAUUUACAUGUGCUGUCACCCUUUGAAAUACUUUUUGUCAAACCAUUGAAAGCUAAAUAAAUGAGCAUAAAGCAUUAAUUCUUAGUGUUUAUGGCUCAAACUCUUACUUUUUUUAAACUAUGAAAUGAUAAAUCUCAUUCUCCAAGUACAGUACUCAUUUUGCAGUAUUCAUUUUUGGUCAACAACAAAUUGCUUUAGAACCAGUAAGCUAGAGUGAAUAGCAGUAGGGCAGAGGGCUGAGAAGUCAAACUUCAGUUUUGUAUACGGUGGUACAGAGCGCCCUCUUCUGCAAUUUAUAGGUAUUGACUGUAAAUUGCAGAGCACUUGGGAGGAUUUUCUACAUAUUAAUCAUGGAUCUGCAAUGAGCAAUUGAGUACUGAAGUAUCUUAGUACAGUUUGCCUAAUGAUUAUUGCUUAUUUAAAGUGCCUUAAGAUCUUACAGAAAGCACUAAAACGAAUUCUAGGCCAUUCUGUUUGUGUCCAAGUGGGUGCAUGGGAUGUGGCUGCUGUAGUUAAGGGAGUAUACCAGGUCCCAGCUGCUAUAUCCACGUCUUCAUACACUGCUCCCUCCAACAAAGCCAUGUUUAGCAUUCUCAGGGUGGAACAAACACUACUUCAGAGACCCCUGUCUUACAUUUUACAAAUCAUCUUUUUAAGGUACAAAGAGCUGAUGAACCAGUAUAUUGUUCAGAACAUUGCCUUAUAACAGUUCUUUCAAAGGAUGAUUUUUCUUUACUAACAAAAACAUGGGCUGAAAAGUGGGGAGAGAGAGUUAAAAAGACCUUUUUCUAAUUUGAAUGCAAGAAUUGUUUCAGUGAGGGUUUUUGGUUGGUUUGUUGUUUUUUUUUAAUUAAAACUAUUUUCUGUAACACCAGCACUGAGAGUAAAGAACAUUCAAAACGAUAGAGGUGUGCUUUAUCCUGAGGUGCCAGCUGGACACUAGAUCAGAACAGAAAACCCAGGAAAUUAAGAGGCCUAGGCAAUCAUCAACCACAUGAAGUUUGAAGUGCCAGAUUCUGCACCUGGGGUAGGGCAACCCUGGGUAUACAGACAGGGUGGGGAACAAGAUGUUAGAAGGUGGCAGAAAUGGGCCCUGGGAGGUCCUGGUCGAGGGCAAGUUGAACAUGAGUCAGCAGUGCCCUGGCAGCCAGGAGGGCCAGCUUUGUCCUGGGGUGCAUCAGGCACAGCAUCACCAGCUGGGCAAGAGAGGGGAUUGUCCUGCUGUGCUUUGAGCUGGGGCAGCUUUACC